AGUGCUUCUCUGCUGGCAUCGACCAACUGGAGCACUCGAAAAAGUUUUUUUUCAGAGAGCUGGAGGGCAGCGAGACCACAUCUGGUUAACACCGUAGUGGCCCAAGCAAAUGUGGGAACACACAUUUGCCAACAGUGUUGGAGCAAAACGUCUGUUGUCCGGUGCCGGGAUUGCCGACCACAUCCCUUCUUCUGUGCUGACUGUGAUGUCAGCAUGCACACCAGACACCCCCUCCACAACAGAGAUGCUACUACUGCAGGUUACUUCCAGCCAUUGGCCCCAACAACACAUGUACUAAAUAUGGCCCUUUGCUCCUGUGUGCGGUUUGUACCUGUGGAGAUCCCGGACAAAAUCUGUGGUUGUGCAUCAGAGUCAUUCAGCCUCAAGCCAGGAAAGACUGUGACUGUGAUCACAAUGAAUGGACGACAUGAGCUAAGCAUGCCAGAGUUGGCUUGUGAAGCAUGCGCUGCGACAUGGACGACUGGGGUUGACGACCUUCUUCGGAGUGACUACUGGCCAGCUACCCUUCACUUCGCCACCAUUUAUGCCACAGAUGUUUUCUUCUCAUUUGAAGAAAUGAAAAUGGCUGCACCUGGACUAUCCUUUCAGGCAUAUUUAAGGAUGCUCGAUCAGCGAACGUUGCGCUUCGGCCGUACUGGGAAGAUCUCAACUGACAGCUUCAUCAAAAGUUUCUUUGAGUGGGAGGCUGUGCGUUAUGAGGUCGACAUCAUGUGCAAGGAGGAGCCCUUCACCUGUCCUGCGUGUAGCCCUGAUAUGCUUGCAGUUUCCGUGGAUGGAAACCGCAAGCAUUACCGUUUCAAGAAUGCAGCUAGAUCUGAGGAACAGGCCAUCUUUGACGGUGUCUUUAUAGCCAGGGAUGAAGACGUCUCAAGAUUUGUGGACUAUAUACACACCACAACCAAACAUGUCUCCGGAAGAGGUGUUUGUGGAGGACAGUGGUCGGCAGCCAGAGAGACCUCCCAAAAAUCAGCCGGCAAGCUGGAUGAGGAGGGACUAGAGCUUGCCGUCUGUCGACAUGGAGUGCUCCUCUGUGCUCUCAAUAUGUACAGGGGAGAAAUCUUUGCUUAUCCCCUGUACCUACAGAAAAAGCUGGCCAGUAGUAUGUUCUUUUGCAUGGAUGUGACCUGCAAAUAUUGGCCCUACCUCCAGAGAAUCACAAAAAGCUGUCCAGAGCUCCAGCAUCUUCUCGACAUGAAGCCCUUUCUCUCAGUGUUUCAUGCCAAAGCGCAUGACUUCAAAUGUGAAGUGAAAUGGAGUGGGGCAUAUCAAGAGGGGGCUGGACUAACCCUAGGGGAGGAGGUGGAACAGGUCAAUGCCUUCCUCUCUCGGAUAGCAGUGACCACAAAACACAUGUCAAAAGCAGGACGUACAGACAUGCUGACGCUGAUGGCCAUGCGCUGGAAUCAGCAAAAAGUCAGCAACUUGGCCACCUCACUGUCCCGCAGAUAUCUGAAGACCACAAAAGCUCUGGAAAAGCAAUUGCAGAACCUGGAGUCCAUGAAGGCUGAGUUGGCAGUGACUGAAAAGCAGCUGGAAGACUGGGUCAGAGAUGUGAAUGAGUGGGCAGAAACAACAACAAACAACCCAAGGGAUGCUGCUGCCUUGGCCAGCAAGAUUGAAAUGCUGACAGUAAGUGUCAAGAGACGUUCGCAGCGUCUCUACAAAGACACAGACAGCAACAAAGGUCGUUCCCGGAUCCGCCGCAAGAUCAGGGAUGAGAAAGGGGUCCUGACAGCCACAGCUGAGAAAUACAACUCAAUGGUUCCAAGCACAGAAGCGCUGUGCCUCGAAGCCAUUCUGUCUGUGGAGAAAGCUUGGCCAUGGCAGCUACCAAACAGUGACUCUUUCGACCUCAGGACAAAGAGAAGAGCAUUCGACCUUGUCAUGGCAGUGAAGAGACUACAGGAGGAGAAGAAGAUUCUCGUCACAGAAAUGAACCAACACUGGAAGGUCCUUUCAACCCGCAGUGAUUCCCUGAAAGAGAUGUCCUGCCUGCAAAAUUCACCAUUGGGCCUGAGCGAAGACGGGAUGAAAGGUCUCCAGAGCAUGUUUAGGAAAAAGCAGCACGACAUCGGAGAAAUGAAGACUCAUGCUAGACGAUGCUAUCUGCAGCUUUUGACUGGAGCAGAGACCAUCAGCUUCUUGCAAAGUCUUUCAGAUGAGUCUUCUGACUGCGACUCUGACAGCUCUGAUGACACACGGUGAAGCCCCCUCCAGACUACCUUCUAUUUAACAUCUACAUGCUCCCCCCUGUGAAAUACUCCGCCAACAUGGUCUCAACUUCCACUCCUAUGCCGACGACACCCAACUCUACAUCAGCACCAAUCCAUCAUCCCAGCUGUCACUAGUCAACUGCCUCCGCAACAUCCAAACCUGGAUGUCAACAAACCUACUGAAACUCAACAAAAACAAAACAGAGCUCAUGGUUGUGGCCCCAAAAACACUGCUCCGGGAGGUUGGAGAUCUGCUCCUCACCGUCGAUGGCUGCUCCAUCCAGCCUGGGCGUCACUCUGGACUCUAGCCUCACCUUCAACUCCCACAUCAGGUCUACUGUCAAAACUGCUUUUUUUCACCUUCGAAACAUCUCCAGACUCCGGCCCUCUCUCCCCGACCCUGUUGCAGAAACAUUAAUACAUACCUUCAUCUCCUCAUGCCUGGACUACUGCAAUGGAGUUCUGUUCGGGGUCACCUGCAAAGCCCUGGACAGGCUCCAGUACAUCCAGAACUCUGCAGCCAGGCUCCUCACCCGCACUAAGCCCUGGCAACACAUCACCCCCAUCCUCCUCCACCUUCACUGGCUCCCGGUCAAGUCACGCAUCCAGUACAAACUCCUCCUGCUAACCUACACAUCUCUCCACUCCCUAGCCCCUGCAUACGUCUCUGACCUCUUUCAGCCCUACACCCCCUCUCGUCAGCUGCGGUCCUCCGACAAAAAAAAAUGACACAUUUCUUAAUGUCUUAAUAUGUAUGUCCAGUAAGUUAUUCUUCCGGUUGUUGAUAUGCUGUUGAAGACAUUUUCUAUCAUUUCAUUUUAUUCAGAUGUUAUUACAUGUCUACUCUGAAACACUAUGUAAACAAGGUCCCAUAACAAUAAAGUUGAUAAAAAUUG
Messenger RNA from Trematomus bernacchii (emerald rockcod), 3130 nucleotides. RefSeq lists its product as uncharacterized. Lineage: Eukaryota; Metazoa; Chordata; Actinopteri; Perciformes; Nototheniidae. Bases 214 to 2226 code for a protein of 670 amino acids. The record is from RefSeq and is a predicted model, not a curated record. The transcript is spliced from 12 exons.